This is a messenger RNA of Xyrauchen texanus (razorback sucker), 2056 nucleotides long. RefSeq names its product cytochrome P450 3A30-like. Bases 196 to 1770 code for a protein of 524 amino acids. NCBI's taxonomy places the organism in Eukaryota, Metazoa, Chordata, Actinopteri, Cypriniformes, Catostomidae. Gene Ontology annotation, molecular function: heme binding; iron ion binding; oxidoreductase activity, acting on paired donors, with incorporation or reduction of molecular oxygen, reduced flavin or flavoprotein as one donor, and incorporation of one atom of oxygen. The record is from RefSeq and is a predicted model, not a curated record. The transcript has 13 exons.
UUUAAAACAGUGGGUAGCGUGUACAGAGGUUACAGCCGCGCUUUGUGUUUGUGUGUUCUCUUCAUCUAUCCUGCUGGUUAAUGUGUAAUCUGACAGCACAAUAAAGGUCCUGUUACUCGCUGCAUUAGUAGUUUCUCACCCGUCUAACGUACAGACGACACAUCGAGGGCUCUGAGGGUUUUGAUUGCAGACACUAUGACUUACGGUCUGUUUUUCUCCGCUGAAACAUGGGCUCUUCUCCUGCUGUGUGUGGCACUGCUCUUUAUGUAUGGGUACUGGCCUCAUAGUUUCUUCAAAAAGUUGGGGAUUCCAGGUCCAAAACCCGUUCCAUUCUUUGGGACCAUGCUGGAAUAUAGAAAGGGUUUUCAAAAUUUCGAUGCUGAGUGUUUCAAGAAGUAUGGGAGAAUUUGGGGCAUUUAUGACGCACGGCAGCCAGUUCUCUGCAUUAUGGACCCAUUAAUCUUUAAGACCAUCCUAGUAAAAGAAUGUUACUCUUUCUUCACCAACAGAAGGAAUUUCCGUCUGAACGGGCCGUUGUAUGAUGCUGUGUCGAUCGUUGAGGACGAUGACUGGAGGAGAAUCCGCAGUGUUCUCUCUCCCUCCUUCACCAGCGGAAGGUUAAAGGAGAUGUUUGGCAUCAUGAAGAAACACUCGAAGAGUUUAGUUCAUAAUCUGGGGAAAACAGUGAAGGGAGGAGAGGCAGUUCUUUGGAGUGUACAGUGUGGAUGUGUUCUGUAUGUGUUCAGGUUCUUUGGAGCAUACAGUAUGGAUGUGGUGGCCAGCACAGCGUUCAGUGUGGACAUCGACUCUCUCAACAACCCCAAAGAUCAAUUUGUGACGAACAUUAAAAAAAUGCUCAAGUUUGACUUCUUGAACCCUCUGUUCCUGUUAGCAGCUUUAUUUCCUUUUACGGCCCCCAUCCUCGACAAAAUGGAUUUUUCCUUUUUUCCAAAAUCUGUGACGGAUUUCUUCUACACUGCCUUACAAAAGAUUAAGUCUGACAGAGUGACUAAGGACCAAAAGAGGAGAGUUGACUUCCUGCAGUUGAUGGUUGAUUCUCAGAAAGCUGGAAAAGCUGAACAUGGAAACAGUGAGGAACACACAGAUAAAGGUUUGAGCGAUCAUGAGAUCUUAUCGCAGUCUAUGAUCUUCAUCUUUGCUGGUUAUGAGACGAGCAGUAGUACUCUAGCGUUCUUCUUCUACAAUCUUGCAACAAACCCAGAGGCCAAGAAGAAAGUGCAGGAGGAGAUCGAUGAAACCUUCCCUAAUCAGGCUCCAGUGGACUAUGAAAAGAUGAUGAACAUGGAUUAUCUGGAUGCUGCACUGAAUGAGUCCCUGAGGCUCUUCCCUGUUGGUGCUCGACUUGAACGCGUCUGCAAGAAGACUGUGGAAAUCAACGGCCUCCUCAUCCCUAAAGACACAGUCGUCAUGAUACCAAUCUAUGCCCUUCACAGAGACCCGGAAUACUGGAUAGAUCCAGAGAGCUUCAAACCAGAGAGGUUUACUAAAGAACAUAAGGAGUCCAUAGACCCCUACAUGUUCAUGCCCUUUGGCGCUGGACCCAGGAACUGCAUCGGGAUGAGAUUCGCUCAGGUGACCAUGAAACUGGCCAUCGUGGAGAUCUUGCAGAGGUUUGACGUCUGUGUGUGUGAAGAGACACAGGUUCCUGUGGAGCUCGGCAUCAGUGGUUUCCUUGCUCCCAAAGACCCCAUCAAACUGAAACUCAUCCCAAGAAUUCUCUCAAAUGAGAUUUGUAACAACAAGUCAUGAACAUUCCAGAACAGUCCUUCAAACAUAUAGUUAUUAUUAUAGUUAAUAUCCCUUAAACACGGAGAUGUUGAGAACAGUAAAGCCGAUACUGUGAGACAUUCAUAUUCAUAUUUAGGGCCGUGAGACCAGCUGAUUAUAACGUGAAGAAAUGAGAUUAACCUUCAUGAAAGUUGAGAAUAAAUAUGAUUUAGAUCCAGCACAGUUAGAACAGCUAUAAGCACAUUUACAUUUCCGGAUGAGAUUUUCUGGUGGACGACACUUCAUGAAGGAUCAAAAUAAAAUCAUG